This is a messenger RNA of Pichia membranifaciens NRRL Y-2026, 1245 nucleotides long. RefSeq lists its product as hypothetical. NCBI's taxonomy places the organism in Eukaryota, Fungi, Ascomycota, Pichiomycetes, Pichiales, Pichiaceae. The transcript has a single exon. The coding region runs from base 1 to 1245 and encodes 414 amino acids. Gene Ontology annotation, cellular component: GPI-anchor transamidase complex; membrane. The record is from RefSeq and is a predicted model, not a curated record. Gene Ontology annotation, biological process: protein localization to cell surface; attachment of GPI anchor to protein.
AUGGAUGGCUCCACUAUAGCGGUAUUGGUGGCCGGAGUUUUGCUCAGGUUUUCGGUAUUUCUGUGGAUUCCAAAUCUAGCCCAUGUUUUGGACCAGUUUUCUCUUUUCUCUACUCCUAUAAAUUCAUACAGAACUUUGAAUGAAGGCAUAUAUCUUUUAUCAAACAACUUGAACCCUUAUCAGCAAGGUGAAAUUAUACAUCACCCACCAUUACUUCUCAAGUUUUUCGCCAUUCUAAAAAACUCUCAAAUUGAAGAUAAUUUCAAUACAAAUCUUUUUUACUCUGUCCUGGACCUUUUCAUUUGUCUUCAGUUGAUAAAAAUAAGCGGUCUCUUGAAUGGUAAGAAAGGGUUUUCUCCUUUCAAGAUUGCUUGUUUCUACAUGUUCAAUCCGUUUACUUUGUUGACAACAUUCGCUAGGUCGACAUAUUUGACUAAUAACCUCAUACUCAUCUCCACUUUCAGUUGCCUAAUGAAAAAUCAAGUGGAUGUCGCAAUUGUACUAUUAUCAUUAUCGACAUAUUUGACUUACUAUAGUUGGUAUUUGCUAAUCCCUAUUUGCUACUCCAUCUAUCAAGAAAAAAAGAAAGUAAAGUCUGUUAUUAGUGCCGUGUUAUUGUUCCUAGCACCGAUCGGUGUAUUGUUCGGAGUGAGCUAUAAUUUGAGCAACAAUUCCUUCAAUUUCAUUAAUCUUUGCUAUGUGACUCUCAUCAAAUUUAAAAAGAUAACACCAAAUUUGGGAUUAUGGUGGUAUUUCUUCACUGAAAUAUUCGAGUUUUUCAACGAUUUCUACUUAUCAGUUUUCAAUCUCUAUGGGUUCAUAUUCAUCUUCCCACUGUCUAUAAGGUUUAUAACUGCGGGAAACAAAAUGAACCUUUUAUUUGUGAUAUGGAUCAUAAUAGGAAUAACCAACUUCUCAAAACCCUAUCCUGUGUUUUCAGACUACAGCUUGUUUUACUCAUCAGUUUUUCUAUUCAAACCAUACUAUAAAUUUUUGAAAUUUAGCCCUGUUGUCAGUUAUGUUGCAUUAUUUGUGGUAUUUCUUCAAGCACCAACAUUUUACGUCGUUUGGAUGAUAUUAAACUCAGGUAAUGCCAAUUUCUUCUACGCUAUAAGCCUUGCCCUCAAUCUUGUACAGACGGUAAUUUUGAGUGAUUUUUUGUGGGCAUUCCUUCAAGCUGAGUACUACAACACUCACAUAUCAAAAGAUUCUGAAGAGCAGUAUCCUAAGCUUACUCAGCUUUGA